Messenger RNA from Hyphopichia burtonii NRRL Y-1933, 2399 nucleotides. Its product is annotated as nucleotide diphosphatase/phosphodiesterase. Bases 52 to 2292 code for a protein of 746 amino acids. Gene Ontology annotation, biological process: nucleoside triphosphate metabolic process. The record is from RefSeq and is a predicted model, not a curated record. Lineage: Eukaryota; Fungi; Ascomycota; Pichiomycetes; Serinales; Debaryomycetaceae. The transcript has a single exon. Gene Ontology annotation, molecular function: nucleoside triphosphate diphosphatase activity; ribonucleoside triphosphate phosphatase activity.
CAAAACUCCAAACAAACUUAUUCUUUUCAUUGGAAAAAGGUAUUGGCUAUAAUGUCUAUCAAUUAUCAAGGUCCACAUCCGGUGGAUGUGCCAAUAACUGAUCUAGAUGAUGCAGAAGAUGAUAUAAUAUACAGAGAAAAUCUAGGUAACAACUCAGGCUAUCAGGAUAAUAGUCAGAAUUUUUUGAACAGCAUGGACUACGAGCACCAGGAUAGCCAACAAGGUUUCAUGGGGAAAAUAAGGAAUUAUUUCAACAAUCCAAGAUUGAGUGGAGGUAGAUAUACGUCUGUUGCGUCUACUGAUAGUUUCGAAAUCGAUGAUGACGAUGACGAUGACGAAGUUGCCAAUAGAUUUGCUUUUGAUAUAAGAGACUACAAGAUCAAGAGAUUGAAUGAUAAACUUAAUAAGACAAUUGCUAUUCUAGUGUUUGGCCUUCUGUUGGUUAUUGUUAUUAUAUUUUUCAACAAGUCUUGGUUUACAUCCUCUUCUGUUGAAGAAGAUAAGGAAUAUGCUUCAAUGGCUUCUCAACAUAAAAAGGUUAAACAAGUCCUUUCAAACACAACUCACGACUUCUACCCAACAACAAUAAUUGUAUCCUUAGAUGGGUUCCAUCCACAUUAUAUAAACCCUUAUUUAACUCCUUCUUUGCAUAAUAUGAUGAUUAAUGAUUAUGGUGCCCCAUAUAUGAUUCCUUCGUUCCCAUCGUCAACAUUCCCAAAUCAUUGGACCCUUAUUACAGGACUUCACCCUUCUGAACACGGAAUUGUUGGUAACACUUUCUUUGACCCAGUCUUGAAGAAACAAUUUGUGAAUACUGAUCCUAAAGUUGGUGGUAUUGACCCCGAUUUUUGGCAAGGAGGUGAACCAAUUUGGCAAACUGCUUUUAAGCAGGGAGUAAACUCUGCUGUCCAUAUGUGGCCUGGUAGUGAAGUACCCGGCAUUGGAAUUGCUAAUGGACCCAUGGAGGUUGAUCGUUAUAAUGGCUCUGAACUCUUGUCGUCAAAAGUUGCUCGAGUUAUGGGCUGGCUUGAUCGUGACGAUAUAAAUAAACGUCCUGAACUUAUAUUGACUUAUGUUCCAACCAUUGAUCAGUUUGGUCACAAGUUUGGUAUCAGUGGUAAGAAUUUAACUGAUGCUUUAAAAUACGUGGAUGAUUUCGUUGAUUUGAUGCAAAUGGAGCUUAAAAAUCGUAACUUGAGAGAUGUUGUCAAUUUAGUAAUUGUCAGCGACCACGGAAUGGCUCCAACGUCCAACGAUAGAUUGUUGUUUCUUGAUGACGUUAUUGAUUUGCAAAAAAUUGAACAUAUUGAUGGCUGGCCCUUGUUCGGUUUAAGACCAUAUAAGAAACACUCUCUCGAUGAUAUAUACAAAGAACUAAAAGAAAAAUUUGCAACUCUCAGUCAAGACUUGCAAAAGCAUUAUCACAUCUAUAAAUUAGAAGACUUCCCAAAGCAGUAUAAUUUUGGAGGCUCUAAAAACGAACAUAAAUUCAACUAUAGACUAGCCCCAAUCUGGAUAGUACCCGAUGUUGGGUACUCAAUUACAACUCAUAAACAACACGAAGAAAAUAAUUUCGAUUAUACUCCUAAAGGUGUUCAUGGAUACAAUAAUACUGAAGUGUUGAUGAGAGCUUUGUUCUUGGGGUCUGGUCCUUACUUUGAUAAAAAACUAGGAUCAACAACAAAUACGAAGAUAAAACCCUUCCAAAAUAUUGAAGUUUACAAUUUGCUUUGUGAUUCUUUGAACAUAGCACCUGCACCUAAUAAUGGUUCCGGCUCACCACAAACUUCUAUAAGUAACUUAGUGUCUACUAAGAACUUGUUACCUGAGGAUUGGAGUGACUCCUUGGGUUACCCUAAUGUCCCUUUUGAAAUCGAUCAUAUUGUUAAAGAUGCUACUUACGACUUAUUAUGGAAGAAGCCAGCAGACAGAGCUCAGCCAACAACGAUAUCUGUUAGUACGAAUGAAAAACCAAUGGAAUCGUUAGCAUCUCAAGAGUCAAGUCUCUCAAAUAUAGCCACUGAAAAGUUACCAAAACCCAGUGAUUUUACCACUACAUCUCAUGACGAGAAACCUGAACCAACAUCUAAUCCUCUCAAUAACUUGAUAGGCGAAAUCGAAGAUGCCAUUGACGAUGUUGGCGAUGCUUUAAACGACGUAUUUGAAGACGCGGGAGAUGGCUUGAAUGAUGCAGUAGAUGGCUUGAAUGAUGCAGCUGGUACCACAUCAGAAAAAGUACAUAACUGGAUGGGAAAGCUUUUCGGUGAUGCAUCUGAUGAUGAAAAAAGUUAAAUUGAUAAGUAUUAUAAUAUAUUAAUAUCAUUUAUGACUAUAUAUGUACAUAUUUUCCCCUUUCAACCUCAAUCUUCCCCUAUGCUAUCAGCCAAAUCAUUAGAAAG